Molecule: messenger RNA, 559 nt
Organism: Oryctolagus cuniculus (rabbit)
Lineage: Eukaryota; Metazoa; Chordata; Mammalia; Lagomorpha; Leporidae
Source: RefSeq, a predicted model, not a curated record
GCCAGCCUCCUGCCACAGAAAAUGAAGAGCUUGCUGGGUCAGAACGUGUCGGCCAAGAGCCCCUUCAUCUACUCGCCGGUCAUCGCACACAACCGCGGGGAAGAGUGCAACAAGAAGAUAGAUUUCCAGUGGGUUCAAGGGGACGUGUGUGAAGUCCAGCUGAUGGUGUACAACCCCAUGCUGUUUGAGGUUCGAGUGCAGAACAUGGGGCUGCUGACCAGUGGAGUGGAAUUCGAGUCGCGCCCCGCAGCACUCUCCCUUCCGGCCGAGUCUGGUCUGUACCUGGUGACGCUCGUAGGGGUCCCACAGACGACUGGAACGAUCACCGUGAACGAUCGGCACACUCAUUGCAGCCUUCCUCUGGUGACGAGAUAUCUACCAACGUGUCUAUGCAGCUGUUCAACGGGGAGACUCAUCAACUCAUCGUCACAUUAGAAAACAUUGGCCUGGAACCCCUGGAGACACUGCAGGUCACCUCCAAACUGCUCCCCACCAAGGGUAGGUGUGGUCAGUGCGUCAGACCUGGGAAGUUUGCGUUGUUGCCUUGCACAAGUGAUAU